This is a messenger RNA of Jatropha curcas, 5387 nucleotides long. The record is from RefSeq and is a predicted model, not a curated record. Lineage: Eukaryota; Viridiplantae; Streptophyta; Magnoliopsida; Malpighiales; Euphorbiaceae.
AAGCUAUAGUUUAUAGAUUGGUGAAGUAUAAAACAUGUCGGAGGAGGAGAAAUUGUUAAAGGAGGCAAAGAUUCCGUGGGAAGAUCGACUAUUGCACAUAGAACUGGAAAGGUCGAGAACGAGGCCUAAUAUUCGACUUGGCCUUCUGUUUGCGAUUCCAUUCCGAUCCAAGGACCCGCGCCUCCGGCGAAAUUUCGAGUCUGAUUCUUUAUGUUUGUUUGUAAUUGAUCUAAUAGCAAAGGAAGUUGUGGCCAUUGUGGCAAAGUGCCUUACAGGACGGCCGAAAACAGUGGAGAAAAGCUCAGCAGCCUUCAAUUCCUUUUGUGUGUCUUUUUGCUGUAAAAUUUUUGAGAAAUUGCGAGUAUAUGGAGCUCAUUUUAGCAUAAGGGAUGUAGAACUUGAGAUGGUUUUUGGGGGAUCAUCUCAGAAUGUGUUUUCAUUGGGGGCACUUGAGGUUGUUUCCUCUAAGAAGGACCUUAAGAUGGCUCCAGAUGACCAUCAGGAAUCAGAAAAAGAAGAGCUGGAGGCUGAACUUGUUAACGUUAUGACAGCUAAGCCACUCCGGAAGAUUAGUGAGGUGGUAUGCUCAUGGCUGUAUGCUGUGGUUUAUGCUCCAGAUCGACAAGAUAAGGACCGAGCCAGAAGAAGGUCAGUGAGCUGUGGGGUCCCUGGCCAUUCAGAAGAAUUGCAGAUGAUGGAAAUAGAUGAGUAUGCCUUGUUACCUCUGUAGAUAUUUUGACCCUUGGAGAAGUCUGGAUUUUGGGAUGGAGUGAAAGCUGGCCUAAAUGGCAGAUAAGAAAAGGAGGCUGUUGCAGAGCUUAACCAACUUGCUUCUACAAAAAAGAUAGCUCGGUGAUUUCUCAGGAAAGUGUGUCGGACAUUGAAGAAGCUUGUCACAGGAUGUGAAAUGGCUGUUUCAGUUGAAGCUAUACAAGCUAUUGGCAACCUUCACGGGUCUGGAACCCAUUUUUCUGCUAGUUCCCGGUUCUUUUUGCCAGCCUUAAAUGAUGGGACCCCAGAAGUGAGGGAUUCAGCUUGUUUCAGUAUUGGCAUGCAAAUUGCUGAAGGUGGUACUUCAUUUGUUUGGACUGACCCUGACUUCAAUGUACAUCAAGAAGGGCUCAUUGUUAGAAAAUCAGCAGCAAGUAUGCUUACGGGAAUACCUCCUGCUAACAAAAAGGGAGGAUCUGUUAAAUCUGGUGCCAGCAAAGAAAGCAGAUGGAGUGUGCGACCUGAAACCUCAAAAGCAAAUUUGAAACCACCAGAAGAUGUUGAACCAGCAGAAAUGAUCUUGAAGAGAUUGAAAGUUCGAUUUAGGCCUCUCUAUACAACAGAAACUGUUUCCAUAAAUGAGUGCACAAUGUCCUCAUUGAAACAACAGUUGAAGGUCUAGCAGUAACUUAAUCAGCUGUGGAGUUUGAUACGUUUACUCUGGCCUAUUCCUGGUUGGAAUGAAAAAAUUUGCAUGGGAAUGCAGGUUCAGCAACAGAUGAUUGAAGUGAUUACUUAUCUAGCUGCAACUGCGCGAAAAUUUCCAAAGAAAUGUGUAGUGCUUGCAUUCUGGGUGUUGCAACGAGUUGCAGAUAUUAAAACCCGAGCUCAUUGCUAUGAAAUGCCUUAAUCCACUUUUUCUGAAGCAGUAGGUCCAGGAUUUAACGUUUUGAGAGAGGUGUGCUUCUUGCGUGCAGCCAAAAGAAAACCAGUUAGGGCAUCAGAACCUUGACUUUCUGUAUCUGCUGGUGUGGACGGCCUGCCAUACGUGAAGAACAUAGUGGGAAAAGUUAAACCUAAUCCUAAGAGCAUGGAAAGUCCUGAUUGGAAGGGCAUUCUUUCAGGAUUUUUGAAGUGUCUUGGUGACAAUAAAGAAAGUAUGAGAGAGGUGUGCUUUGAUCUACUUAUAGAUCCUUGGGUAGCUGCUAUUUCCUUACAAUUGGCAGCAGCAUUGAUGGAUGCUAAGCCGGCACUGAAAGGGCGUAAAGGAUUUUUUGAUUGGUUAUCAAGGCAACUUUCAGGAUUAACUGAUUGUUUCUGAAUGCUCGUGCUUCUGCUGAAGCCAUCUGCUCUGAUAAAUCAUCAAGAUGUUCGUAAAGGCAAUCAGAAGCAUGCAUCACUGAAAUCGAAGAAGAAUCUAAAAGAUCUUCAUGGGCCAGCUUUAGCUCUUGUUCUUGAAAGGGUGAGACCUUAUGGGGCUUUUCAAAAUUCAUUUGAAAUCUGCAAAAGCCAACUUUCCAUGUGGCCCCCACAUCCAAGACAGUCCCGAAAGGCUGGAAAAAUUUCUUCCAAUGGCGUCUCAAAACAUGCAAAUUAGAUCCAUCCUCUUCAAGUUGUACCAACAAAAGGUUCGAGGCAGAAGCCAGUGAUGUCUUGUACAGAUAGAGCUGUGCAGUCUCAAGCUUUGUUGAAUGUCAAAGACUGCAAUACAAGGACGACAGGGAAAAGAAUGGUAGUUCGAAGGUUAAGUUUGAAGAAUUUGCGGAUAGAACCAGAUGUCAAGAUCUUGAGGUUGUCUUUAACUAAAUAUUUCAGAGAGGAUUUACACAGGCCCUGGCUGUUAAGUCGGAUUUUAAAGAAACAAGUUGAUGGGCUUGAGAUGCUACAGAAGUGUGUUUAGCUACUUCUUGCUGAAAUAAUUGAGGUUGGGAUAUCCUUUUUGAGGUGGUUCGUUUGCAAGUUUUGUAAAUCGAACACAACAUACCUUGUUGAAGUGCUGGAAUUCCUUCCUGAACUUUUUAACAUGCUGCGGGAUGAGGCCUUACACUUGACAGAAUCAGAAGCCGCUAUAUUCUUCCUUGUAGAAGCAUGGAAACAUCUUAUUGUGCUAUUUCUAGCUGCUGAUGAUGAAAUUCCCACACACAUACAACCAUAUUUCUCUUUUUGUUCAUUUCUUUCUAUUUUCACGCUUUUCUUUCUUCGAUGUUGUGGCCUACAGAUAAGUGGACAAUUAAAAUCCCUUCAACUUGUUGCAAGCUUGACAGCAGAAAGGGAUGGUGAAACUAGGAAAGCUGCUUUAAAUGCACUUGCAACUGGCUAUAAGAUUCUUGGUGAAGACAUAUGGCGUUAUGUUGGAAAGCUCACAGAUGCUCAGAAAAGCAUGUUAGAUGAUAGAUUUAAGUGGAAGGUCAGAGAGAUGGAAAAGAGAAAGGAAGGUCGGCCAGGUGACGCUAGAGCUGCUUUACGCCGUUCUGUUAGGGAAAAUGGGUCUGAUAUAGCAGAACAAAGUGGGGAAAUUUCACAGUCUCUUACAGGUCCAAUAUUAUCUAGGAAAAACUAUGGUCCUCCUGAUCUUCACAUGGAAAGACAGGUUAUGCCCCGACCAGUAACUAGUGUCAAUGGACCUACAGACUGGAAUGAAGCUUUGGAGAUCAUUUCUUUUGGCUCCCCAGAGCAGUCAGUUGAAGGAAUGAAAGUUGUAUGCCAUGAGUUGGCACAGGCUAUUGGUGAUCCAGAAGGUAGUACAAUGGAUGAACUAGUGAAAGAUGCUGAUAGACUUGUUUCAUGCUUGGCAAGCAAGGUAGCCAAGACUUUUGAUUUCAGUUUGACUGGAGCUUCAUCGAGGUCCUGUAAAUAUGUCCUUAACACACUGAUGCAGACAUUUCAAAAUAAAAGACUUGCUCAUGCUGUCAAAGAAAGCACUCUUGACAGUCUGAUAACAGAGCUUCUACUUUGGUUAUUGGAUGAAAGGGUUCCCCAUAUGGAUGAUGGCAGCCAGCUCUUAAAAGCACUGAAUGUGCUGAUGCUUAAGAUUCUGGAUAAUGCUGAUCGAACUUCAUCUUUUGUUGUCCUGAUUAAUCUCUUGCGCCCAUUGGAUCCAUCAAGAUGGCCCUCUCCAGCAUCAAACGAGGCAUUUGCCAUCAGAAAUCAGAAGUUCUCUGAUCUUGUUGUCAAAUGCCUUAUCAAGCUCACAAAGGUUCUUCAAAGCACGAUCUAUGAUGUUGAUCUUGACCGCAUCCUUCAAAGCAUCCAUAUAUAUCUGCAAGAAUUGGGGAUGGAAGAAAUUAGGAGAAGGGCCGGAGCAGAUGACAAACCAUUGCGAAUGGUGAAAACUGUUCUGCAUGAACUUGUUAAGCUGCGUGGAGCUGCAAUAAAGGGUCACCUUUCUAUGGUUCCAAUAGACAUGAAACCUCAGCCAAUUAUCCUUGCCUACAUCGAUCUUAACCUUGAGACUUUAGCUGCUGCAAGGAUGUUAACCUCCACGGGGCCUGUGGGCCAAACCCAUUGGGGUGAUUCUGCAGCCAACAAUUCAACGUCUGCCACUCAUUCUGCUGAUGCCCAGUUGAAGCAAGAGCUUGCUGCCAUAUUUAAGAAAAUUGGUGACAAGCAAACAUGUACUAUUGGCCUAUAUGAACUAUAUCGCAUUACACAGCUAUACCCUAAGGUUGAUAUAUUUGCUCAACUCCAGAAUGCUAGCGAGGCAUUCCGCACCUACAUUAGAGAUGGUUUAGCACAGAUGGAGAAAAAUGCUGCUGCCGGAAGGACGCCAUCUAGUUUGCCAUUGUCAACUCCCCCACCAUCUUCCUUAAAUGUUUCCUCCCCAGAAUUUGCACCUCUUUCUCCAGUUCAUACAAACUCCUUGACGGAUGCAAAAUCAUUGAAUGUGAAAUCUGAGCCAACAAACUUCCAUCUACCUCCUUCAUAUGCUGAAGACAACAGAACUGUUAAUUCCCUCAUGUCAAGAGGUCUCAUGUCAGAUAAUUCUUUAGGUGACCAAAGAAAUGAGAAAUUUAUAAGUGGAGUAACCAGCGGAACAUUAGAUGCCAUUAGAGAACGGAUGAAGAGUAUGCAGUUAGCUGCCUCCACCGGAAAUCCAGAUUCUUUGAACAGGCCAUUAACAGCUGUAAAUGACAACGUGAACAAUGGAUUCUCUGGUCAAAAUCUUGGCGGAUCAGAUCCUGUUGGGAUACAGAAUCCAAUACAGGGAGGUGUUCUCCCUAUGGAUGAGAAGGCAUUAUCUGGGCUUCAAGCACGGAUGGAGAGACUUAAAAGUGGUGCAAUUGAUCCUCUGUAGAUUAAAGCUGGGAGUGAGAGCUGUGAUCUCUUAAGAUGUCAAUCAUGUAAACAGAGUCAAGUCCUAUUGCAUUCGAAAAUAGAAUAGCUUAUAGCACCCGCAUUCUAGGGUGGAUCAGUACCGGGAUUUAAUUUGAUACAAGUUUUGGGGAAGCUGCACUAUAUAUCGAUGUGCUAAUUGGUUUAUGUACUAGGUUCUUUAAUAUAGGUGAUUGUAUAUUGUAGGCUGUUUUUGGCUAUUCAAUUUAUUUAAUACAAUUGUAUACAGUUUCCAGGAAAUGUGUUGUAUACAAAUGAAAUGGUGCGUACAAUAUGAAUAUUAGUACUGGUACUGCAUUACAGUAUUUUGAUUUCUAUCCAAUUUUGUUUGAGCUUUUUAGUUA